Nezara viridula (southern green stink bug) is the source of this 2142-nucleotide messenger RNA. The record is from the annotation of a GenBank genome assembly. NCBI's taxonomy places the organism in Eukaryota, Metazoa, Arthropoda, Insecta, Hemiptera, Pentatomidae.
AUGGCUAAUGCUGAAAACACUGCUUCUCUUCCUCCCAUAAUUGAAGAUGAGAGUGAUGAAAAUUUGCUUCCUAUGUUUUAUCAAAAAGAACUAGAAAGGAAAGAUUACCGCACACAUGAAAAAAGUUCCACUUCGAAUAAUAAAAGAGAUUUUUCUGAACAAACAAAUGAAACACAGCUGCCAUAUAAUUCUUGGAAAGCCAAAAACAGAAUGUUUAAUAGAAAUGGAGAAAAUGGAAUUUCUCCAGAUAUGGUAAGCAGAUUAGGCCAGUCUCUAGAAAAUUGUCAUUCCAUUGUUCCAGGUAGAUCACAAGAAGGUUACCAAUCUGCUAACCUUCCACAUGCUAGGUAUAUUCAGGAUAACUCAGGUUACCAUAAUGCGAUGAACCAUACUGAACAAGAUUUUGGAAACCCUAGUAACGUUGAAACUAAGAGAUACCAUCAUACUCAGCAAGAUGUACCUAACAAUCCACAGAUGUUUGAUCCUAAUUUUAUUCAAAACUCUAUGCCUGGAAUUUAUGCUAAUGGAUAUCCAGGAUUCCUUUUAAAUAGUAACCAAAACAUGAUUAGUCCUAAUGGAAAUUCUGCCUUUCAUGGAAGAUCACCUGUAAACAAUUCCUAUAAACAUUGUGCUGUUUCACCUAGCCCUAUUCAUCUCCAAUCUUCUCCGAAAACACCAUGCACUCCUCAUCCUCUUAAUUCUGGAUUUCAUCACGAAAAUCAGAGAUUUGAGAAAGCACCGUGUCAAAAGAAUUGUUGUCGAGGUAGUUUUCCAAAUCAAACUACUUAUAUGGGUAGUAUGAUGCCAUCUGAUGGACCUCAUAGUAAUUAUGCCAAUCCGACGUUUGAAAAUUCCAUUUCUUCUCGUCAUAAGCAACAAAAAAGUAACUGUCAUUGCUACCAUGGCUCGGAAACAAAGCCUCAAAAAAAAGAUAAAAGAACAGAGAAAAAUGUAAAUAAACAAAUCAAUGAUUUAUAUAGAAUUGUGUGGUUGCAAAACCAGCAAUUAAUUCAACUACAAAAUGAUUUUAAAAAAUUGAUCGAAUAUAGUGUGAAAAAUGAGGACAGAAACCAAAAAUUUUCAGAGCAAGAACAUUCAUCCAAGAAACAAUCAAAAAGCACUAUGGAGAAAAGAAUGUUUAAUUUGCAAGUCAUCGAAGAAAAUCAAAAUUUAAUGGAAAAAGUUUCAGUUGGUAUUAUGACAAGUUUUAUUGAUACCACUUCUGUCAAGAAGAAAAAAAAGAAAAGAGAUACAAAGAAAAAAAAAGAAAUUGAACCACCUCCUCCUGACAGUUCAUCAGAAAGUGAAACAUCCAGUUCUGUUGAAGUGUCAUCUGAAGAGAAAGAAAGAGCCAUCAUACAUCGAAAUAUCCAGAAAAAGAUCGGGAGUAAAAAAAGUAAAUCUGGAAGAAAUGUUGAGGAUUCUAUUUUAUUAAAUGGAAUAGAUUUACCUGCAUUUAUUGAAAGUACUCCUUCCCCGACUGGUUCUGUGAGCAUUGAUAUGCAAGAUUACACAUCAUCGUCGGAUUCUGAUUCAAGUGAUGAUUCAGAUAGCGCUGAAGAUAAACCUGCUCCAGUAGGAUGGACAUUUUAUGAUAAAGUAGUGGGUAAAGUUAACAAUAUGCUGAAUGAAUCAGAAUCGGAAACCGAGGAAUCAGAAAAUGAAAUACGCAAUAAGACUUUAGAACAGCUUAGAAAAUUAGGAGUUAGCAUUGAAGAGAGUCCAGCUUCUAAUAAACGGGUGACAUUCAAUGAAGCAGCUUAUAUUCCUCAGCAGCAGAAGUUGUUUCUUGGCGAAUCGGAUACUAGUAUGAAAAUGAAUGCUUUGGCCAUGAAAUAUUUACAAGAGGACAAGGCUGUCAUAGAAUCGAGCUCACCAAAAAGUGUAGAUAAAUGCACAGCUGGCCUAGCUAACAACACAAACUUGUCAGUUGCUACGUUACGUUAUUUAGAAAAGUAUCAUCUACCCGUGGUUACAAAUUCUCCUGAAGUUAAAAGUGAAAAAUCUAAAAAGAAGAAGGAAAAAAAGAAAGAAGAAAAGAAAGCUUUUAAAAAGAAAUCUAAGACAAGCGAUCAUUCAGGAAAAAUUUUGGAUAUAACUGCGAUAAAGCAGCAACCAAAAUUAUUACCCAAAACACAGUAA